Molecule: messenger RNA, 2080 nt
Organism: Cuscuta europaea
Lineage: Eukaryota; Viridiplantae; Streptophyta; Magnoliopsida; Solanales; Convolvulaceae
Source: the annotation of a GenBank genome assembly
CCGCCGACGAUGACCCCAGUCAGAGUCGCUCAAAGAGGAAACGGACUGCCCAAAGUGUCGAGAGUUUGGAGACGGGAACAGCAGGUCAAGGUUUGAAUGAUGGAAAAAAGGCUUUAUACCACUGUAAUUACUGCAACAAAGACAUCUCAGGGAAGAUCCGUAUUAAAUGUGCAUUAUGCUCUGAUUUUGACCUUUGCAUCGAAUGCUUUUCUGUUGGAGCAGAAAUACAUCCUCACAAAAGCAAUCAUCCUUACAGGGUCAUGGAUAACUUGUCAUUUCCACUCAUCUGUCCUGACUGGAGUGCUGAUGAGGAGAUACUACUUCUAGAGGGUAUCGAAAUGCAUGGAUUAGGAAGUUGGAAUGAUGUUGCAGAACAUGUUGGAACAAAAAGUAAACAGCAGUGUUUUAAUCACUAUAAUGCAAUAUAUAUGAACUCCCCAUGUUUCCCUCUUCCGGACAUGUCUCACGUUAGGGGGAAAAAUAGAGAAGAACUCUUGGCCAUGGCCAAGGAGCAGGAUGAAUUUAAAAAAGGUUAUAAUGCUGUUGGAGAUGUUACCGUCAAAGAAGAAAUUCCAUUCUCAGGCAGAGUCAAGAUGGAAGAUCAAAGGAAAGAAACUUCAAUAGGACGUGCCUCAUCUUUCUUAUCUUCUGAUAUGGUCCCUUGUGAUGCACCGAGUGGAGCUGGUAAGAGGGUAUCCAGUGUGGCCCAUAAUAAUGAUUGCUAUGAUGGCAUUAAAGUAGAAGAUACCCAUGCAGACAGGAGUCGUGGAGAAAAGAAGCCUAGGACUUCAGUAGACGAAGGGCCAUCUGUGACAGAACUGAGUGGUUAUAAUUUCAAAAGACAGGAGUUUGAAAUUGAAUAUGAUAAUGAUGCUGAGCAGUUACUGGCCGAUAUGGAGUUUAAGGAUACAGAUACAGAUGCGGAACGUAAACUAAAACUUCGGGUGCUGCAUAUAUACUUGAAGAGGCUUGAUGAAAGGAAACGCAGGAAGGACUUUAUAUUGGAAAGAAAUUUACUUUAUCCUGAUCCUUUUGAAAAGGACCUAACCCCAGAGGAGAAAGAAAUAUGUCGUAGGUACAGGGUGUUUAUGAGAUUUCAUACAAAAGAAGAACAUGGGGUGUUACUUAGCAGUGUUAUUGAAGAGCAUCGUAUUUUGAGAAGAAUACAAGAUCUUCAGGCAGCACGAGCUGCUGGCUGCCGAACUUCUGCGGAGGCUGAAAGGUAUGUUGAGCAGAAGAGAAAAAGGGAAGUGGAGGAAAAUACCCGUAGAGUGAAGGAGAAUUUACAGACUGCCCCAAAUGGAAAAUAUGUUCAAAGAGCUAAUAAUAUCAAGGAAGAACAUGUAAGCAGCCCCAGAGGUGCUAGAGGGCCUGUUGUAUUAGAUUCAAGUGCAAAGGAAUUUUCCUCUACCCCAAAAGAGCAGCAUCAUGUUGGAAAUGCCGCAGAUAUGUGGGAUGUCAGUGGAUUUAUUGGAGCUGAUCUACUCUCUGAUCAUGAGAAACAACUCUGUGGGGAGAUCAGACUUUUGCCUACACAUUAUCUAAACAUCAUGGAAACCCUUUCCACAGGAGUCUUGAGUGGCAACAUCACAAAGAAGGGUGAUGCACAUCGUCUCUUCAAUGUCGAUCCAAGCAAAGUGGACAGAGUUUAUGAUAUGCUCAUCAAGAAAGGAUUGGCUCAAGUAUGAUGGGAUCAUUUUGAUUUAACAGAACGUUAUCAGGAGGACUUUAUUUCGCUUGGAAUGAACCCAAAAAUGAGGGCAUGGUUUAGUGGGGGUGGACUUGGUGGAGCUACUUGUUAUAGAGCAAUUACAGAAUAAAUUUUACAUUCAGAGAAUGGAAUGCUUGAUAUUAAGUGUUGUUUAGUUAUAUUAGAUUUAUAGUGUAUGUUUUAUUAGCAGUACAGUAACAUAUUCUGAGACAAGUAGACAACAUGACAUGUAAGGAAAGUGAUGAAACCCUAACCCUAGUUGCAUUGGGUCUAGUCCACUUUUUGUAGUUUGUCCUAGUUGUAGACUUGUAGUUCUAAAUACAGUUGGUGUAAUUCUUUAAUGCAUGAAUAACCAAAAGAGUUAUUUCA